AUGGCAUCGAGGAACUUAUGGAGCAACUCAGUCAUUCGACGAGGGUAUGGUCGUCUUGCGCAACCCGUCACGACGGUCCCGAAGACUAGACAACCUUUCCCAAAGAUUUCGACCUCCUUGGCACUUUCGAAAAGCCGUCACGCCAUCCAGACUUAUGGUUACGCCACGACUCCAAUAUUCGCAUACCUCGGUCGUCCAGAUUUAUCAGACGAAGCAGCUUCUCAGUAUCUUACUGCGUUUGACUCUGCACCUGUCCCACCGACCUCCGACAUCGGGCGUGUUCGGACAUGCCUCUCAAUAUAUACCAGUAUAAUCAUCCACCACCUCUCUUCGAUUCCGUAUGAUUCACCAUUACGCGCGUCCCACCCAAAAAUGUUCGAUAUUGUCAAGUCUCUGUUGCCCUUGCGCGAUCGGUUCCUGGCCCACCGGGUACAAGAGGGCAAGGCCCUUGGGUGGGAGGUGACUGAAGAACAAGUUCAAGAGUGGUACGAGUUUUGUGUCCUCACUAUCCCGCUGUUGGGGAAACUCAUGAAAGAGUUGGAAUUGGGCGGUUUUGGAGGGCCAGAUGGAACGAUGGACGACGGUGAAGGGAAAGAUCCAGAAGUCUUUGCAGAAAGACAAAUGACUUCAUCAUAUAAAUGUCUUCUCAGGGAUCCACGCGCACUUUGCUGGACCAAUAUACUAAAUUUCCUCUUUUCGAUUUCGCCAGCCUCCCAAACAUUGCUUGACUUACCCUGGGCAGUUUCGAAGGGCCAGAUGGAACGUCGGAUAACGUCGAGGGGAAGGAAGGCAUAA
Messenger RNA from Laccaria bicolor S238N-H82, 795 nucleotides. RefSeq lists its product as uncharacterized. The transcript has 6 exons. NCBI's taxonomy places the organism in Eukaryota, Fungi, Basidiomycota, Agaricomycetes, Agaricales, Hydnangiaceae. The coding region runs from base 1 to 795 and encodes 264 amino acids. The record is from RefSeq and is a predicted model, not a curated record.